Cuculus canorus (common cuckoo) is the source of this 1960-nucleotide messenger RNA. RefSeq names its product catenin beta like 1 (gene CTNNBL1). Gene Ontology annotation, cellular component: spliceosomal complex. Lineage: Eukaryota; Metazoa; Chordata; Aves; Cuculiformes; Cuculidae. The coding region runs from base 124 to 1812 and encodes 562 amino acids. The record is from RefSeq and is a predicted model, not a curated record. The transcript is spliced from 16 exons.
CGUCCCUCCCGGGUUCGCUUUCCGGCAGAGUGGCUCCCCCGGCUCCAUAUACGACAGCGUGGCGCGUCCCGGCUAACCUGUUUUACGGCGCGGUGUCGCGCGGCGCAGCUGCCGGCCGCGGCCAUGGACGUUGGGGAGCUGCUCAGCUAUCAGCCAAACCGAGGGACAAAAAGGCCCCGUGAUGAAGAGGAGGAAGAAAUCAAAGCCCGUCGGAAACAAGGCACUGCACGAGAGCACAGUCGGCACCGGGAGGAGGAGUCCACACAGGAGGAGACGGAUGAUGAAAAGAAGAAACUUCUUCAGAUAAUUGAGAGGGAUGGAGAAGAGGAAGAAGAAGAGGAUGAACCUUUGGAUGAAAGUUCAGUGAAGAAGAUGAUUCUCACCUUUGAGAAGAGAUCUUACAAAAACCAGGAGCUGCGGAUCAAGUUUCCCGACAACCCAGAGAAGUUCAUGGAAUCCGAGCUGGAUUUAAAUGACAUCAUUCAGGAGAUGCACGUGAUUGCGACGAUGCCGGACCUGUAUCACCUGCUGGUGGAGCUGAAUGCUGUGCAGUCUCUUCUUGGGCUGCUGGGACACGACAACACAGAUAUUUCCAUCGCCGUGGUAGACCUGCUGCAAGAACUGACUGACAUCGAUACUCUCCAUGAGAGUGAGGAGGGAGCCGAAGUCCUCAUAGACGCUCUAGUGGAGGGCCAGGUCGUGGCCUUAUUGGUCCAGAAUUUAGAGCGCCUGGAUGAAAGUGUGAAAGAGGAAGCUGAUGGUGUCCACAACACAUUGGCAAUCGUUGAGAACAUGGCAGAGUUCCGGCCGGAGAUGUGCACAGAAGCCGCGCAGCAAGGCCUCACACAGUGGCUGCUCAAGAGGCUGAAGGCAAAGAUGCCCUUUGAUGCCAACAAGCUGUACUGCAGUGAGGUGCUGGCUAUUCUGCUCCAGAACAGCGAUGACAACAGAGAAUUGCUUGGGGAGCUGGAUGGAAUCGAUGUGCUGCUUCAGCAGUUAUCUGUAUUUAAACGACAUAACCCCAGUACGGCAGAAGAACAGGAGAUGAUGGAGAACCUGUUUGACUGCCUUUGCUCCUGCCUGAUGCUCAGUUCCAAUCGUGAUCGCUUCCUCAAAGGCGAGGGCCUGCAGCUGAUGAAUCUGAUGCUCAGAGAGAAGAAGAUUUCCCGCAGCAGCGCCCUUAAGGUGCUGGACCAUGCCAUGAUUGGGCCAGAGGGCACAGACAACUGCCACAAGUUCGUGGACAUCCUGGGCCUGCGGACCAUCUUCCCACUCUUCAUGAAAUCCCCCAGAAAGAUCAAGAAAGUUGGAACAACUGAAAAAGAACAUGAAGAACAUGUCUGUUCCAUCCUGGCCUCCCUUCUGCGAAACCUGAGAGGGCAGCAAAGGACACGGUUACUGAAUAAAUUCACAGAGAACGACAGCGAGAAGGUUGAUAGGCUGAUGGAACUCUAUUUUAAGUACCUGGAUGCCAUGCAGGCAGCUGAUAAGAAGAUUGAUGGAGAGAAACAUGACAUGGUGCGGCGGGGAGAGAUAAUCGACGAUUACAUGGAAUAUGAAUUCUAUUUCCGCCGCCUGGAUGCCGGUCUCUUUGUUCUGCAGCUCAUCUGUUACAUCAUGGCAGAGAUCUGCAAUGCCAACGUUCCCCAGAUUCGUCAGAGAGUUCAUCAGAUCCUGAACAUGAGAGGCAGCUCCAUUAAAAUUGUUCGACACAUCCUGAAGGAGUACGCAGAGAACAUCGGGGAUGGGAAGAAUCAGGAGUUUCAGGAGAGUGAGCAGAAGCGGAUCCUGGACCUGCUGGAGAACUUCUGAGGGCUGUGGGGCCCAUUCUGUGUCAGCCCCGGGGAUGCAGCGCCUGCUUCUCCCUACUCCUGCCCUCCUCCAGCCUUGAUUGCACAAUAAAAAUGAUGUUUCUGUGAAACUGCUUCUAACUGGGAUUUUGGAGAUAUUAAAGAUAGAU